Molecule: messenger RNA, 3680 nt
Organism: Aaosphaeria arxii CBS 175.79
Lineage: Eukaryota; Fungi; Ascomycota; Dothideomycetes; Pleosporales
Exons: 5
Coding region: 1-3597 (1198 amino acids)
Molecular function (GO): ATP hydrolysis activity; ATP binding
Source: RefSeq, a predicted model, not a curated record
AUGCUCAAAUCCGAUACACCCAUUGACUGGGGGUUUACAGGGAAUAUGGUGCAUCCUCCGGAAGAGGCAUCCAAAGUAGACACCAAAGUAGACACCAAAGCGUUGCCGAACAGUUCCAAGGAAGGCAAUGCUUCGCACAUUGAGAGUCCAGACAAAAACAUCAACGAUGAUCCCGGCACAAACAAUGGCGAUGCAGUUGAACCAGAAAAGCAGCCAUCCAAUGAGAAUGGCCUUGAAAAGCCUCAGAUAAGCUCGGGUAGCGAGAAAUCGCACGUUAGUGCCGAACAAUCCCAUGAUGCAUCAGAAGAUGGUACGAAUGAUGAAACUUCGGUCCGCGAUCCCGAGGAGGAAUACUCUGAUCCCGAUGACGAUCCCAUGAGGAUGCCCACAAACUACCCAUGGGAUAUAGAUCUGGCGGCGAAUUUGGGUUAUCAGGGGCUAUACGCUGCCUACGUGAAGAAAUGCGAAAAGAGGCCAAUACCGCCCAGGAACAAAGCACCGAAGCUGGUGCGGGAUCUAGUUGAUUACCUUCGAACUUUGGAGGAUCGUAUCGACAAAUUAGAAGAGGAAAGAAAUGAGCCGAAGACGGUCGAUGAACAGGGUCGUGAGGUACCGAAAAGCGAUAAGAUCUCGACUACGGUUAAUGAGCUUUAUACAAGCUUCUAUGAUCUUGGGCUGGAACAAAGUGUCUCAGCGUAUCCAGACGCCCCGCCUGCUCCUGGGAUCCAUAAAAAGGGAUUUCUGUCGGCCACAAAACCUGGCAAUGUCAUCCGCGCACUGCACAAAUGGAGAAGGGAGCCAAUCAAUUUAGGCAUUCUCGAGCAACCAGAUCCAAAUGAUGUUGAUAUCAUCGCGAUUCGAUUUGACUCUCCUAUACUAGUUGACUGGUUUCAACAUGUUGGCAGGUUUAGUAAGAGCAACGAAGGCGGAUUGUAUGUCGCACUUGGUCCUCAACACUCAAUUUGGAAUAAUCACUCGGUGCUGAUGUCAAAGCCUUUUCGAGUAUUGAUACGAAACGCAACACAGUUGAAAGAACAGUAUUCAAAACUUCUACAAAGAUAUGGCACGGUCUUAUCAAGUAGCGUUCGCAAUGGUCAAGAAGACGCAGGCGGUGCUGAGCAGGGGGAGCAACCAAAGACCGCAAAGUCUUCUAGGACAAAUAUAGAGGACUCUGAAGAUACUCCUCUCGAAUCUUUCGACAAACCAGAAGCGCUCGCACAUUUUGAAAAGCUUGUGGCAUUUGUUGAUGCGUAUCUAGCAAAGGAUCUUCAGUACUACGACGACCUCCGGUCUGGUACAGCCAAAACGGUAGCUUUUGAGAACCUUUGGAUGCUUUUUGAUACCAACGACACCAUAUAUUGCCCAUCACGGAAGACCGAUCAGGUUUUCCCAUACCAAGAUAUGCCUAAUGGUGCUGAUGAAAUGGUGUCAUCACGGAGGGAUGCCCCUCAAGCUUACCGAAUUUUGGCAACAACAGGGGGCGUUUGCAUUGGUGGUCAGUUGGCGCCGAGAGGCGAGUCGAUAAACACUUUCCUUAAGUCGUUCACCACAAAGAAGCUGCAGCGGGACCAUUUUCUGAGGUCGGAUGAGGAUGAGCUUCGUGAGGAUAUGGUAGCAGCGGCAUCAGCGUCUCAGCUGAAAAGACAAAUUACCAAGGAAAGGUUUUUACCCCUUUAUAUCUCAUGCUUCUUCAUCGAAUUUGAUGGGAAGAAACUAAAAACAGCAUGGGAUUUCUUCAUUUUGAAGCCAUAUGAAGGCGAGACUGAUAUAGUAUCGCUGGCGGUGUUCCCGGUAUCAUAUGCCAGGCAGCUCCAAGGGGCAGAACACCUUAUUGCAAGAGGACGCAAGUUCAUUAACUACACACCAGUCACGCAUCUUAUGUAUGAUGGUAUGACUGCAGGCACUCACCAAGAAGAGAUACGCAGUCCAAUCAUAGUCGAUUUUGAGCAAGCGUUCGCACAGGACGAAGACGCCGCUCCAGAGUUUUAUGAAGAAUCCAAUUUCUGGAGGAGACAAGGCCUGAGAAGCGUGGCUGAAGUACUGACCAUGUGUCCUGCGGGCUGUAGUGAACCCAACCUAUACGUUGACAUGUACCCUCACAACCAGGUGGCACAGUACGGAAAGACCAUGUCGCGAAUCAACGCUUUGCUAGAAGAGUACGAGAUCAGUGACGACAAGUCGCAGCUAGAAGAACUUAAGCUUGACCUGGAGGCGAAUGAUCUUUUAAUUCUCCUCCCCGGAAUUGUGCAUGGAUUUGCUUUGCGCAAUAGAAGAUGGCAUCAAUUUGACAUAGAUUGCAUCUCCAAAGUCGAGAGAAGCAGUUAUGAUAGCGGAUGGGAUGACUUAGUACUUCCUAAAGGUCAUAAACAAAUGGUUCAAUCCAUGGUGCAGACUCAUACUGUUGAUGCGAGAACUUCCGGUGAUAACAAGAAGUCGAAGAGCGAGAUCGGCCUUGUUCAAGGGAAAGGAAAGGGAUGCAUUAUUUUGUUGCAUGGCGUGCCCGGGGUGGGAAAGACAUCGACUGCAGAAACAGUUGCAGCUCAUACGAGACGUCCUCUUUAUCCGAUCACGAGUGGAGAUAUAGGCCAUGAGCCAGAUGAUGUUGAGAAGAAGCUCGAGGACCUAUUUAGGCUAGGGCAUCGCUGGGGUUGCGUCUUACUAAUCGACGAGGCCGAUGUUUUCUUGGCAGAACGCGACAAAGCAGAUGUCAAACGCAACGCAUUAGUUUCGGUUUUUCUGCGUGUGCUCGAGUAUUACAGUGGAAUACUCUUUUUGACGACAAAUAGAGUCGGCGCAUUUGAUGAUGCAUUCCGAUCACGAAUUCAUUUGACCUUAUACUACCCUAAGUUGGACGAGAAGCAGUCCCAUAAGGUCUGGAAGACAAGCAUCAGACGACUGAGUCGACUAAGCAAAGAAAGAGAGAAAGAUGGUCUACCUAAAAUCGAGAUGAAUAAGGACAAGCUUCUUCGCUUUUCUGACAGGUUCUAUCAGAAUCUCCAAUGGAACGGCCGGCAGAUCCAAAACGCUUUCCAAACGGCACUCGCACUCGCACAGUUUGCAGUGCGAAAUUCGCCUGAGAAGAGUCCAACGAUUACAGUCACACACUUCAAGAUAAUUGCAAAUGCGUCCAUUCAAUUCGACGAAUACCUCCAAGAGGUCCACGUCGGCGAUGAAGCGAAGAACGCGAAAGUUAAAAAGCUUAGAGCAGACAACUCAAACGCCCACGCUACAAGAACAAUUCAAUUAUCUGACUCGGACCACAGCUCUUCUUCGUCCAGUUCCUCGUCAUCUUCGUCAUCGUCGUCGUCCUCUUCUUCGGACUCAGACUCGGACAAGAAGAAAAAGAAGCGCAAGUCAAGGGCUAAGGCAAAAUCAAAAUCCAAGUCCAGUGUGAAGUCGAAGAAGAAGAGCAUUAAUUUCAGUGAUGAUGAGGAUGACGAGAAAGUAGAAACGCCGAAGAAGACUAAGGAUGUAAGCACACGCAAGGGAUCGGGUAGUGAUAACGAUAAGGUUGAGAAGAAGCAGAAGAAGCGAUCAAAACAGCGGAAACAAGUACCAAAGGAUGAAAGCUCUGGAUUCGAAGACUCUGGCACUUGACCUCGUGUUAUACAUUUGCUCGAAAUCCUUCCCACAUAACCCAAAGUAGUUUUGGUGUAGUACUAAUUGACUUGUUUCACCUU